Molecule: messenger RNA, 770 nt
Organism: Teleopsis dalmanni
Lineage: Eukaryota; Metazoa; Arthropoda; Insecta; Diptera; Diopsidae
Exons: 5
Coding region: 1-681 (226 amino acids)
Source: RefSeq, a predicted model, not a curated record
AUGGGGUCUGUUGUACAAAAAAAAAGAAGAAGAGGGUCACCAUAUCCCAAUUUAGUCGUAGAGGGGAAUGAUCUGAUCUUGGGUUCCCAGCAAAAACGUGAAAAGUGUUUGCUAUCAGAUGACUCAGUAAAUAAACCGAAAAAAGGAAAAGUGGUACCAUGCUCUAAUUUAGACGUAUACGAAAAUGAUCUGAUUUCGGGUUCUAAGAACAAACGCGAAAAGUGUACUACAUUAUAUGACUCAGUAAAUAAACCGAAAAAACGAAGAGUAAAACCAAAACGCAAAAAACUGUUUCCGGCUGGUCAUGGACAAAAACAAAAAAGACGUGUUUAUGAUACAAAUGCAACUCAUCUUAAAAGCCAAUCUCCUUCGUCAUCUAGUGUAGACCAGAUACCUGCAGCUCUGGAUCAAACUGUUAUUCAAUAUCAAAUCCAUGACAUGAUUAAAAAUUUGGCGAAGUCGAAAAAAAAUGUUACAAGUACGUCGCACUCCAAUAUCCAUAUUAACGCUUCAUCCAAGAGCCUUGCAGAGCAGAGUCUGAUCGCAAAAGAAACCGAAUAUGAAGAACCUGUGUAUACUAAGCAGAAUGAAAUGAACGAAGAUAUAGUUGAGAAAAAAAAUUAUGGAAGUGAUUCAACAAUAUAUUAUACAUAUCUUACAUUUCGGAACCACCAAUUUUGAUGCAGAUAUUGUAAAAACCAUAAUUCAUCGGAUUGUCGACGAAUAUAUAGAUGUAAAUAUGUCAGGUGAUGAUAGUUAUGAAGAAAAUG